GAGUUACUGUAUUGUACUGUGAAUCUCGGGAGGGGGGCUGCAAAAAAACUCCUAUUCUUCUGAGGUUCACCCCCCCAUACUUACAGCACCUUACUUCAGAUCGAUCUUUACCCGGUCGGAAGACGUAGAUGCCUUUUUGAUUCACGUACUUAUUUUGUUUUGUUUUAGUUUAUGGUUUGGUUUUUUAACACUCCGGGAGGGCAGAAAUGGCGGCCAACAUGUACCGGGUCGGAGAUUAUGUCUUCUUUGAGAACUCUUCAAGCAACCCCUAUCUGAUCAGGAGAAUAGAGGAACUGAAUAAGACGGCGAGCGGCAAUGUGGAGGCAAAGGUGGUCUGUUUCUACAGGAGAAGAGACAUCUCACAGAGCCUCAUUCAGCUGGCUGACAAACAUGCAAAGGACCUGGAAGAAGAGAAGGAAAGUCCCAUGGAGCCCGAGUUUUCUGAAAAACAGAAACAUCAGCUCCGACACAGAGAGCUUUUCCUUUCCCGCCAGUACGAGUCCCUCCCCGCCACACACAUUAGAGGGAAAUGCAGUGUGGCGCUUCUGAACGAGACUGAAUCUGUUCUGUCCUACCUGGACAAAGAGGACACAUUUUUUUAUUCACUGGUGUACGACCCCACACAGAAGACACUGUUGGCCGACAAGGGGGAGAUUCGCGUGGGUCCGCGCUUUCAGGCUGACGUCCCCGAGAUGCUACAGGAAGGAGAACCUGAUGACAGAGACCAAUCCAAAAUGGAGGUCAAGAUGUGGGACCCAGAAUGUCCGCUGACGAAUAAGCAAAUCGACCAGUUCUUGGUGGUCGCACGAGCUGUCGGUACGUUUGCCCGGGCGUUGGACUGCAGCAGCUCUGUCAGACAGCCCAGCUUACACAUGAGCGCCGCGGCAGCCUCACGAGACAUCACACUGUUUCACGCCAUGGACACCCUGCACCGGCACGGCUACGACCUGUCCAGCGCCCUGAGCGUGCUGGUUCCUCAAGGAGGACCUGUGCUGUGCCGAGACGAGAUGGAGGAGUGGAGCUCUUCAGAGGCGAAUCUGUUCGAGGAGGCGCUGGAGAAAUACGGCAAGGACUUCAACGAUAUCCGGCAAGACUUUCUUCCAUGGAAGUCGCUGACCAGCAUCAUCGAGUAUUAUUACAUGUGGAAAACCACAGACAGAUACGUUCAGCAGAAACGAUUGAAAGCAGCCGAAGCAGAAAGCAAACUGAAGCAAGUCUACAUCCCCACAUACAACAAACCCAACCCUAACCAGAUCUCCGUAAGCAACGGCAAGAUGGCAACUGUGAACGGCGCAGCGGGCACAGGCAGUUUCCACACGGCCGGAGGCGGCCGCGCAUGCGAGAGCUGUUUUGCUGUACAGUCUCCCCAGUGGUACUCUUGGGGUCCUCCCAACAUGCAGUGUCGCUUAUGCGUGUCCUGUUGGAUGUACUGGAAAAAGUAUGGUGGGCUUAAGAUGCCAAGCAGAGCCGAGGGGGCAGAGGAAAAGACGCCUCCAAGUCCUUCACACACCGAGGUGCGUUCUCGUGGUCACGGGCCCCGCCCGUCUUCCCACAUGGUUCCGAUGAGGAACAGCGGUAGCCCCAAGUCCUCCAUGAAGACCAAGCAAGCGUUCCUGCUGCAGGCCACGCGCCUCACCAAACUGGCGCGUCACAUGUGCCGUGACCUCAUCAGGCUGCGCCGGGCAGCGCGCCGCCCAUUUGUGCCCAUUAACUGUGGCGCCAUAAAGGCGGAGUAUAUGAUCCGGGUGUCAGAAGGCAUGAUGGGGCGACCGAUGAAGCCCAAAUCCUCUCCGAGGAGCACCCUGACCAGCGUCCUGCAGUAUCUCGAAUCUCGUCCGGCACCUCACGUUCAACGGUCCCACCGCACCCCCGGCCUUCAGGUGCAGCCCCCGCGGCGACUUCUUUCCUCUCUUCCCAGUCACGGCCCCCUUGGCAUGUUGGGAAAACGGAGCUAUCAUCACCAUAGCAGGGUCGAGUCCGCAGAGAGAAGGGCCGGUGCACCAGGACAAGAAAACCCAGCUCAUAUUGUGGGACCCGUUCCGCAGCAUAACGGAAGCAGCACCGGUGGUUCUAACCUUCGUGGCAGUGGCCUGAUGCAGCGCAAGAGACGACCCAACUGGAUCGAUGCCCCGGAUGACAGCUUCUUCCUGGUUUCCAGAGAGACGAGGAAAGCCAGAAGGAUGCUCUCCCGUUCACAGUUAAGAAGAGCGUGUAGACAACCUUGUGAGCAGAUCAGCCUGCGCAGGAUCCCCCAGGGGCCAGCGCAGGUACCUGUACUGGCACCCCCCCACCCCAGUUUACGGAUGCGAGGUCCGAUCGUCAUCCACGACUGACCCUCGCCUGCGAUGCUCCCUCAGCCUGUUCUGUCAGUUUGUCAUUUGCUGCCUAAAUCUGCACUGCACAGGCCACAAACCACUAAAAAGCUUCUAGUUCUUUAAAUUUUUGUACAUUCGCUUCCUCUUCUGGACAAAAAGCUUCAAGGCACAUGGUAAAUAAAGCAUUUAGCCAUUUUGUAUGUACUGAAUACUCAAGUUUCAUUUCAACACUUUACCUGGAAGCGAGGUAUAGCAUCAGCAGGUCUUUGAUAAGAACGGCUGUAGGGACUAAAUGGAGUUGGCCAUGCCACAUACGUAUCAUGUACAGAUCAAUGCUAACGAAUGCUGACCACUCAAAAGACUCUUUUGAGAAGUUUUAGUGUACUCUUUGUAAGUUCAUUUUGCUCUGCAUUGGAUUCCUUUAUUUCUCUAUAUCUUCUGUGUGUAUCAUGACAAGUACAAGUUUGUGAACUGUUUUUAUAUUGUAUUUAAACAAGGACUGGACAUCACUGUCCAACAGUAUUGUAUGUUAUUGACGAUUCCUUAAUUUAAAUAAUGGUCUUUACUGGGAGCAUGUUCAAUAGAUUCUUUUAACUGAUGAUGUUUUGUUACUGGAUAUAAUGAUUUGUGGAGGUCAUGCCAGUUUUUGCAUUUCCCCUGAAAUUUAAAUAACUUCUGAUCAUGUAUCUAGAAUAUUCAAGACUUUACAGUUUCAGGUGUUCAAUAAUACCUUUUGGUUUAGAAAAUUACUGGCAUGUUGACUUAAGAGGGGAAAAGAAACAGCAAUUUUUUGGCACUUGACAUUCGCGUUAACUGUAUUUCAAAUGAGAUUCUUACAAUUCAGAGCAUUCCUCUAUGGGAAUAUUCAUUAUCCAGGCUGUUUAUAUAGCAUGUGACCGUGAUAACGAUAAGCUCAUUUUGAUUUCUAUGCCUCAUACAUUUAUGUUGUGUUUCAUUGUAUGUCACACAUUUACUGAAAUAUGCCUAAUAAAAAAGC
Triplophysa rosa is the source of this 3312-nucleotide messenger RNA. RefSeq names its product metastasis associated 1 family, member 3 (gene mta3). The coding region runs from base 207 to 2333 and encodes 708 amino acids. Gene Ontology annotation, molecular function: sequence-specific DNA binding; transcription coactivator activity; transcription corepressor activity. The transcript has 19 exons. The record is from RefSeq and is a predicted model, not a curated record. Lineage: Eukaryota; Metazoa; Chordata; Actinopteri; Cypriniformes; Nemacheilidae. Gene Ontology annotation, cellular component: NuRD complex; nucleoplasm. Gene Ontology annotation, biological process: negative regulation of transcription by RNA polymerase II.